UUGUUUCUUGUUUCCUCCAUUACUGAAUAAAAAAUUCCAGAGCAAGAAAAUCGGCUCCAUCGCCACAUCAAAGACACGGACAAAAGAUGAUACUUCGAAUGAAUUUGAAUCGACUCUCCAUCUGCACUCACUCGCUCUCGCCAAGAAUUUCUUCGUGGACUACGAGCUCUCUAGCGGCAAAGACAGGCUACCUGAAAUCACCAUCGCGAAUGGCGUAUUCUGCUCCAUCUGGUGCUGCCUAUACGACGUCUUCAGGGGAGGCGUCGCCUUUGAAGGAUAAUAAGCUCUUGUUUCGUCAACUGUUCGAGAAGGAAUCGUCUACCUACACGUAUUUGCUGGCAGACGUGGCUCACCCCGAUAAGCCUGCUCUGUUGAUUGAUCCAGUUGACAAGACUGUAGAGAGGGACCUCUCCCUCGUGAAAGAGCUAGGAUUGAAGCUAAUUUAUGCUAUAAACACUCAUGUUCAUGCUGACCAUGUCACUGGUACUGGUCUGUUGAAGACUAAGUUUCCUGGUGUAAAAUCUGUGAUAUCAAGAGCUAGCAAUUCAAAAGCUGAUCUUCAUAUUGAAGCUGGUGAUAAAAUAUAUUUUGGUGGUCUGUUUCUUGAGGUUCGUGCUACUCCUGGACAUACUCUAGGUUGUGUGACAUAUGUUACUGGAGAUGGCCCUGAUCAGCCCCAACCAAGGAUGGCUUUCACGGGUGAUGCCUUACUGAUACGUGGGUGCGGGAGAACUGAUUUUCAGGGAGGAAGUUCUGAGCAACUCUAUAAAUCAGUGCAUUCGCAGAUUUUCACGCUGCCCAAGGAUACUUUCAUCUUUCCUGCUCAUGAUUACAAGGGAUUCACCGUUAGCACCGUAGGUGAGGAGAUACUGUAUAAUCCAAGGCUUACAAAGGAUGGGGAAACAUUCAAGAAUAUCAUGGAAAAUCUAAACCUCCCGUAUCCAAAAAUGAUUGAUGUAGCUGUUCCUGCAAAUAUGGUUUGUGGGCUGCAAGAUCUGUCAGCUAAGAAUGUUGAGGCCAUGGCAAAUUAGAUAUGGAAAGGCAGAUGUUCUCAUUUCACUCACUGCCAAAUUCUCUUAUGUUAUUUUGUGUGUCGUGAACUUACUCAGCAGAUAGAAGAAAAUAACACUCGUGGAAUAAGAGAAUAAUUGAGCUAGUUACCAUCUGGCAUCAACGAUGAACAAUAGAUAUUUCAUACCAUGUAAACUUUACAUUCACAAUGUACCAUGUAAGUAAGGCUGGCUACCCAGGGGGGCUCUUGCUACAUACCACUGUGUAUGAGUUUGAAGUUUGAAUCCAAUAAAUUUGAGCUUGGUCACCGAGGGAUCCUGAUGAUUUGAUCUUGAAUUUUUCUCUGUGCUACACCCUGGCCAGUUGGCUAGCCAGGAAAUUUCUUGGGAAACAUGUUGACCUUCUUUAUAAUAUGAUUUGAAUCUUAUAAA
Molecule: messenger RNA, 1442 nt
Organism: Tripterygium wilfordii
Lineage: Eukaryota; Viridiplantae; Streptophyta; Magnoliopsida; Celastrales; Celastraceae
Product: persulfide dioxygenase ETHE1 homolog, mitochondrial-like
Exons: 10
Coding region: 87-1031 (314 amino acids)
Biological process (GO): hydrogen sulfide metabolic process; glutathione metabolic process
Molecular function (GO): sulfur dioxygenase activity
Source: RefSeq, a predicted model, not a curated record